UUUUUUUUCUGUAAAGAAAAUGGCAAUUGAUAUUUCAAAAAUGCAUCCGUAUAAUAGCCCGGUAAGCCCUUCACUUUUUCCUCAUUUGACAAUUGUUCUGUUUGGAAUUGGUUUGAUUUCGACUGCCUACUUUUUUGUUAAUGGAGUAACUAGCACAAAAAAGACUCGAAGUAUAAUCAAAGAAUUGGUUAUUGCUUUAAUUGCAUCUGGCUUUUUGGGGUUUGGAGCUCUUUUUCUGAUGCUUUGGUUUUUUUGUUGGCUUUACCUCCCUGAGAAUAAUGCCUGUGUCAGUGUGUAUGUAAUUGAGGUGUGA
Messenger RNA from Meloidogyne enterolobii, 313 nucleotides. Lineage: Eukaryota; Metazoa; Nematoda; Chromadorea; Rhabditida; Meloidogynidae. The record is from the annotation of a GenBank genome assembly.